Centruroides sculpturatus (bark scorpion) is the source of this 1197-nucleotide messenger RNA. RefSeq names its product coronin-1C-like. Lineage: Eukaryota; Metazoa; Arthropoda; Arachnida; Scorpiones; Buthidae. The transcript has 7 exons. Gene Ontology annotation, biological process: actin filament organization. Gene Ontology annotation, molecular function: actin filament binding. The record is from RefSeq and is a predicted model, not a curated record. The coding region runs from base 136 to 1182 and encodes 348 amino acids.
ACGCGAAGCAUCGGUUGUCAUCGCAACCACCGAGUUUGCUCGUCGUCGUUUGUAUAUUGGAUGCCGUUUCGAAGCAAAUAAACCUAAUAAAUAACAACAAAUCCUAUCGGAAAUUAAUCCAAAGAGAUUAUAAAGAUGUCUUUUCGCAUUGUACGAAACAGUAAAUUUCGACACGUGUUCGGUCAACCCCUAAAACGUGAGCACUGCUACGACAACAUUAGAAUUACGAAGAGUUCCUGGGAUUCGAAUUUCUGCGCGGUGAAUCCGAAGUUCCUCGCCAUUGUCAUAGAAGCGGCGGGCGGAGGUGCAUUUCUAGUGCUUCCGUUGCAGAAAACUGGAAGAACGGAUGUCAGCUAUCCUCUCGUCGCCGGUCACAAGGGCCCAGUACUGGACAUAGCCUGGUGUCCUUUUAAUGAUAAUGUCAUCGCCAGUGCUUCCGAAGAUGGCAUCGUCAGAGCAUGGCAGAUUCCGGAAGGUGGUCUGCUGAGGCCUCUGGUGGAUCCUGUUGUUGAACUAGUGGGACAUCAGCGCAGGGCAGGAUUGGUUUUAUGGCAUCCUUCUGCUAAUAAUGUGCUGCUGAGUGCAGGAGCGGACUGUAAAAUUUUCAUCUGGAAUGUGGGCACGGGAGAAAUAUUUUCUCAGAUAGACCAUCCCGAUCUGAUCUUCCACUGUAGCUGGAACUGGGAUGGAAGUCGUCUCGUCACCACGUGCAAAGACAGGAAGAUCAGGAUUUACAACCCAAGGACUGGCGAUUUAGAAAUGGAAGCGAUGGGCCACGAAGGAGCAAAGCCUCAACGUGCUAUUUAUUUGAGAAACGGAAGAAUUUUUACCACAGGAUUUUCUCGCAUGAGCGAACGACAAUAUGCAUUACGUAAUGAGUCAUCUCUUAAAGACCCCAUCAUUCUAGAAACAUUAGAUACAAGCAACGGCGUCUUAUAUCCAUUCUACGACCCAGAUGUUAAUCUUCUUUAUCUUUGUGCCAAGGGUGACAGCAACAUCCGAUACUUUGAAAUAACGGACGAGGCGCCGUAUGUUCACUACAUCAGCACGUUUCAAUCUUCCGAACCCCAAAGAGGCAUGGGAGUUAUGCCAAAGAGAGGUUGCGAUGUUCACCAAUGUGAAAUUGGAAGGUAUUUGAAUUUGAUUACUGAUAUUUGUGAUAGUAAUGGCACACUCUACUAAGUACCGUAAUGAUGU